Messenger RNA from Pyrus x bretschneideri (Chinese white pear), 858 nucleotides. RefSeq names its product myb family transcription factor PHL11-like. Lineage: Eukaryota; Viridiplantae; Streptophyta; Magnoliopsida; Rosales; Rosaceae. The coding region runs from base 1 to 858 and encodes 285 amino acids. Gene Ontology annotation, molecular function: DNA-binding transcription factor activity; DNA binding. The record is from RefSeq and is a predicted model, not a curated record. The transcript is spliced from 7 exons.
AUGGGAUUUGCGGACAAAGAGUCUCCGGUUUUGGGAGGGAGGGAGGAUGCGCAAGAUAGCAAGAGCCAUCUGAAGGAGGCGCACGAUAUCCAGUCUCAGAUUAAGAGUGCUAUGCUCUCAUGUGAGAGAGAGAGAGAAGCAACUCCAAAGUCUGUCCUGAGUCUCCUGACACUCAUGGGAUUGAAGGGAUUAACUUCGUACCAUUUGAAAAGCCAUUUGCAGAAGUAUAGGCUUCGACAGCAUGCUCGGAAACAGAACUCCAUCGAAGAACAAACCCGAAAGAAUAACGGGGAUUCAUAUGUACAUUUCAGUAAUCUUCAUUCCACAAGUUCUGGCAUCACAUCAUCAGGAGGUGCGAAAACCGAACAAGGAACCAUUCCAUUGUCGGAGGCUCUCAAGUGUCAGAUUGAAGUACAAAACAGAUUGCAAGAGCAGCUUGUGGUUCAAAAGAAGUUGCAGAUGAGAAUUGAAGCUCAAGAGAAGUACUUGCAAGCUAUAUUGGAGAAGGCCCAAAAGGGUCUCACCCUCGACGUAAAAGGGUCCCAUAAUAUAGAAGCAACAAGAGCACAAUUAACGGAUUUCAAUUUGGCUCUAUCGAAUUUUCUGGAGAAUAUGAGCGAACAAGAUCGAAGAGGAAACACAGCAGAGAUUAUGAAUGAUGCUUAUAAGAACAAUGGAUCAACUUUUCAGAUUUAUGAACAUGGAAUAAGAGAAGAAAAUAAAGAUACAAAGCUUAAGGUUGAGGGGGGUUCCAUACAUUUUGACUUCAAUAGCAAAGGAAGCUAUGAUUAUGUUGGUCCAAAUGGAGGUGAAUUCGAAACAAGAAGCUUUCGUUUACAAGAUACUACAACACUUUGA